GCUCGUUCGAGUCCAAGAUUCAGAUGAAACAGCUACAGGAAUGUCUGUCGUUUUCAACGAAAAGUUCAGACUGUCAGAUACCUGGGACAAUAAUCAAAAGCCUCAAGGACUGUCGCAAGUCACUUGGAGAACCAACUGGCCAUGCUGUGUAUCAGAAAUACGUGGAACAUUUGCAACAAUCAGCACCAGAAUGCAUGGAUCUCCAAGUUCUGCCCUAUCUACAAGAAUGCAUUCAAUUGAGUUGGUUGAUGUGUAUCCAGGAUCCGCCUGUCGUUUUAAGCCCUGUUGGUACACAUGGCUCAAGGUUCGACACUGAUGUUUACAAGGCGUACACCAAAUGUGGUCCCAUCGUUGACUAUGUCGUCUGGCCAGCUCUUUGUCUCCAUGAGAGAGGUCCAUUGCUUUGCAAAGGAAUCGCACAGGGAUAUGGCGGGAAGAAAACAGCGAUAUAAAUGCAGUUAGCGAUUGGUUCACUGCCUUUGACAUCCUCUUAUAAUGUUUGAACUAUAACAAUUACUUUGGUAUUUUUGGUUAUAAAUUUAAUUAUACCAAUAUUAUAGCCUGCAAAAUCAUUGCAUAUGAACUUGA
This is a messenger RNA of Mya arenaria, 588 nucleotides long. RefSeq lists its product as uncharacterized. The transcript is spliced from 3 exons. The record is from RefSeq and is a predicted model, not a curated record. Lineage: Eukaryota; Metazoa; Mollusca; Bivalvia; Myida; Myidae. The coding region runs from base 24 to 452 and encodes 142 amino acids.